Messenger RNA from Notodromas monacha, 1830 nucleotides. Lineage: Eukaryota; Metazoa; Arthropoda; Ostracoda; Podocopida; Cyprididae. The record is from the annotation of a GenBank genome assembly.
AUGCCUCGCGUUGGUCAAACGCGCGCAGUCGUUAUCAUGGGAGAAGCGUCGGAAUCAGACGACGAUGACGUCGCAGAUCAAGCUCAGAUUCCUCCAAAAAAUGCCAACGAUUUGAAUUCUGCGAGUAAAGAAGUGGUAUCCUCGUCUUCGCGAAAGCCAGAAGCAUCCGUUGAUCAUGUUGAGGCAAAAUCUCAUGGUGCAGGUGAAGAGAAGCAAAAAGCGAGUGGUGUGCGGGAUGAGAAGAGGCGUUCCUUUGUUCCGAACAAGUAUGCAGAUAGCAAACCAAAGUACAACUCACUCCUUCACAAGAAGCUUCGAGAUAAAUGCUUGCAAGUCAAGAAAGACGUUGUGAGUUUGGCCUCGGCGCCGUUUCUGAACGCGCAGAAAACGUUGGCCGAGGUGAACCAGGAUGUGAUGAAAGACCAGUUGAUAGUGCAAGAUGCCGCGGCAGUGUUGCGCACAGUGUCUGAUCGUUUGUACCAGCUCAGUGAGUUGACGAACGCGAUUCCUCCGCUGCGAUACGUCGGCAUCCCUGCUGAUGCUGGGGGUCCUUCAAUGAGGACCGAAUUCAAACGUUCUCGAAAUAUUGAAAUCGUUGGAAAAAUAGAAAACGUUCAUAGCCUAUCGUCAAAAGAUACGAACAACUCGCACACAGAUGGAAAUGGCGAUUCGAAUGGCAGCGAUGAAAAGGAAAAGCCUAAAGACGAGAAGCCGUCUAAGGAGGAAAAGCCGCCGAAAGCGAAGAGUUCUGGCGGAUCCGGGAAAGUCGUUUUCGGCAGCCCCACGUACUUGAUGUACUGCGGAAUUGGUGGUAUUCUCAGUUGUGGCAUAACCCACACGAUGGUCGUGCCUUUGGAUCUCGUCAAGUGUCGCCUUCAAGUGGAUUCCGAGAAGUACAAGAACAUUUUCCACGGUUUCCGUGUGACGGUGCAGGAAGAAGGUUACGUAGGACUUUCUCGCGGUUGGCUUCCGACGUUGAUCGGAUACUCUGUUCAGGGACUCGGGAAGUUUGGUUUUUACGAAUAUUUCAAAAUCAAAUACGGAGAAUUGGUGGGUGAAGAAAUUGCUUUCCUGUACAGAACAUCAAUUUAUCUGGCUGCUUCUGCAUCUGCCGAAUUCAUCGCCGACAUCGGAUUAUCUCCGUUCGAAGCCAUGAAGGUACGCAUUCAAACGUCUCCUGGUUUCACGUCGUCCAUGAUGGAAUGCGCGUCGAUCAUAUCCAAGGAUGAAGGAAUGGGAGGAUUUUACAAGGCGUUGGUUCCUCUUUGGGGUCGCCAGAUCCCUUAUACCAUGAUGAAGUUUGCUUGUUUUGAGCGAACCCUGGAAGCCCUGUACAAGUACGUGGUUCCGAAGCCUCGAGAAGAAUGUUCGAAAUCUGAGCAGUUGGCCGUCACAUUCACUGCGGGUUACAUCGCUGGGGUGUUUUGUGCCAUCGUUUCGCAUCCAGCUGACACCGUUGUUUCCAAGCUGAACAAGGAGAAGGGAGCCAGUGCCAUGGACAUUGCCAAGCGUCUGGGCUGGGCAGGAAUGUGGAAUGGCUUGGGCCCCAGGAUUUUCAUGAUUGGCACUCUGACUGCCCUUCAGUGGUUCAUUUACGAUGCUGUGAAAGUCACCUUGGACAUUCCUCGCCCCCCGCCUCCGGCUAUGCCGGAGUCCCUUAAGAAGAAACUGGGUGGCGACAGCUGAGCAGUGUUUUAAGUUGUGUUCGUAUUGUUGCGCCGCAUCGUGUGAUUCUGGUGAAAAUUAUGCAAAUUAUUAUUCGCGCUUGAAGCAUACAUUUUCUGCUAAUGAGAAAAUUAAAUGCAGCACGAUUUAAAAAAAAAACGGAAA